Molecule: messenger RNA, 1480 nt
Organism: Aspergillus candidus
Lineage: Eukaryota; Fungi; Ascomycota; Eurotiomycetes; Eurotiales; Aspergillaceae
Exons: 1
Coding region: 140-1285 (381 amino acids)
Source: RefSeq, a predicted model, not a curated record
CUCUCACAAUCCUGAUACCACCAAUAUUGCCUCGAAGUGUUCCUCGCGGCAGAUUGAGUGGACGAUUAUCCCAAUCAGUCAAUCAAUAUCAGCCAACGUCAACCAACGUCAAACAAGGGAAAAAAAAAAGAAGAACAAAAUGUUCGAGGACUUCUCCUUCUCCUCGCCCUCCUCGACGAGGCCCCCUCGUCUCGCCAUCGACAGCGACGACCGCCUCAUGGUCGACUGCGACACCACCCUCAUCUCGCCCAUGUCCUCGCGCUGUCCCUCCCCGCGCACCUGCAACCCCCCCGCAACAGCCUCACAUCGCUUCCCGCGGAGUCUGUCGCGCGCCCGCUCCCUCCAAUUCCACCGUUCCCCGCAACAGGCGCCCACCUCCGUCCCCCUCUCCGCCUACGAGAACUUCCUCCACAACAAGCGCCUCUCCAUCACCACCCUGACCCAAAAGCUUCACGAACACUCCCUCCACUCCCAGUCAACCUCCCCCUCCCCGCGCCCCGCCGACUGCCCCAUGGACACCCCGCCCCAGUCCGCAACCUCCGACUCCUUCCCCGGCUACGUGCUCACCCCCCCGGACACCGAACACGGCGACAACACCGACGACGAUCUCGACGAGGGCUUCUUCGACUCCUUCCCACCCCCCGGCGCACAACGCCCUCCCUCCCCAUCUUCCUCCCCCUUCCUCAGCCCCACCUCCGCCCCAGCCGCAGACUCCAUCCUCCUCCCCCCAGUCGACCCCCAGCCCGCCGGGAGUGACCACCCCCAACCGGCACCCGACAGCUGGUCCAUCCGCUCCCAAAGACAACACAUCUCCCGCAUGCAAUGCAACCCUUCCACAAUCGACGCCAUGCGCCGCGCCGUCCUAACCGAGCCGUCCCCCUCCUACUUCCCCCCCACCUGGUCCUUCCCAGACACCACCACCACUACCAUAAACACCAACAUAAACACCAACACCCUCAACGACGACUGCCACCCGAGCUCCCUCCCCCCGCAACAAUCCCCCCGUCGCCGCGCCUCCACCCUCCACCGCCACACCAGCCGCUUCCGCCCCUCCCCGCCAUCAACAGCGUCCGAAUCCUGCGACUCCUCCUCCUCCCGCAACAGGCGCAAAAGCAGCCCCAUCUCGGCGCUCGCAGCGCAGUCCCACGGCGGAAGCCGCAUCGAGAAGAACUACCACCAUGCCUCGUCGGCGGAGAUGCGCAAGAAGAGUGAGCAGGGGUUGAGGAGGAAGAGUCUUGUUAGUGCGGCGUUGGCGUCUAUGGUGGAGAAUAUGCCGAUUGAGUAGAUUCUCUUACUGUAUUUUUUCUGGUUUCGUGGAUGGUGGAGAGUGUGGUGUGAGUGUGCUUUUCUCUUCGAUGUAUAUACCUAUCUUGGCAGAGAUACCCCUGGGAUUAUUUUCGUGGAUUGUUUGUAUUAGUAUAGUUACCUACCCGACCUACUUUAGUAUAUAGUCACCUAGUAUAUAGUGGUUGUGAUAUCU